UGACGCGUGGAGACAGCUGAUUCCCGGAUCACGUGACUAUAGACAAUUCUGUCAUUAAGCUGUCAUCUAACUUGUCGGGACAGAAAAUUUAACUCGUGUUCUCGAAUAAAGUGUCAAUAUGAGUCAUGCAUUUAAAAACUGUUCAAACUUAAUGGUCACCGGAGCCAGUCGAGGCCUCGGGCUGCAGAUAGUUGAGAGUCUAGUAACGGGAGGCUUUUCUCCCGGGAAGAUUAUCGCUACUGCUCGGAAUCCAGAUGGAGCCAAGGAACUGCAAAGGUUGGCAGAAGAGCAUCAAAACAUACACAUUAUUAAACUAGAUGUCAUCAGUCAAGAGAGUAUAGAAAGAGCUGCAUCUGAGGUGGAACAGCUAGUUCAAGAGGAGGGUCUCAACUGUCUCAUCAACAAUGCUGGAAUUAAUGUUGUAGCAAACCUAGAGACAGUCACUGCAGACAAGAUGUUGGAAAACUUCCAUACCAACUCUGUUGCACCGUUGAUGAUCACCAAGGCCAUGCUUCCACUGCUGAAGCGAGCAGCUGCAAAGGGAACAGGGAUGGGCAUCCACAGAGCAGCAGUCAUCAAUAUGACAUCACUGCUGGGUUCAAUUGAGCUUUACUGGGGUGAUCGUUCCGACAGUUUCAAAUGGUACCCCUACAGAAUAUCAAAGAGUGCACUGAACAUGGUCACCAGAUGCUUGGCAGUGGACCUAGAGGCAGAUGGGAUCCUGUGUAUGGCUCUGCAUCCAGGCUGGGUACGCACUGAUAUGGGUGGACCUGAAGCACCGUUGAGCGCUGAAGAAAGCAUUUCCUCUGUAUUGUCUGUGAUUGGUGGUUUGACUGAAAAGGAUCAUGGGUCAUUUCUUCACUAUACUGGUGAAGAGCUUCCCUGGUGAUUCUGCAGAUGAUUUUUAGAUGCGAGCAAUAGAAGUUUUGUUUUCGUUUUGCUGCAUAUAUGUAUAUAUUUACAUAUUUAAUAAUCUACAUUCUGGUUCAGGGUUAUUUUUAUCUUCCUUGUUUAUGUAAUGUUACUUUAAAGGUGCCCUAGAAUUAAAUAUUGAAUUUAUCUUGGCAUAGUUAAAUAACAAGAGUUCAGUACAUGGAAAAGACAUACAGUGAGUUUCAAACUCCAUUGUUUCCUCCUUCUUAU
Megalobrama amblycephala (Wuchang bream) is the source of this 1143-nucleotide messenger RNA. RefSeq lists its product as uncharacterized. The coding region runs from base 119 to 889 and encodes 256 amino acids. Lineage: Eukaryota; Metazoa; Chordata; Actinopteri; Cypriniformes; Xenocyprididae. The transcript is spliced from 6 exons. The record is from RefSeq and is a predicted model, not a curated record.